Molecule: messenger RNA, 937 nt
Organism: Papaver somniferum (opium poppy)
Lineage: Eukaryota; Viridiplantae; Streptophyta; Magnoliopsida; Ranunculales; Papaveraceae
Exons: 3
Coding region: 1-834 (277 amino acids)
Source: RefSeq, a predicted model, not a curated record
AUGAGUAAGGUUCCUUUUACCCUAUUAUGCAAUGAGUUCCGAGCCAAAGGACUUUUAGAGGAUAGUAAAUAUAUAGAAGUAGAGGAGAAGAUGGCAAUGUUCUUAUAUACAAUUGGGCACAACUGUAGGAAUCGUGUAAUUUUGUAUCACUUUCAACAUUCGGGUGAAACGGUUAGUAAGUAUUUUCAUGAAGUGUUGGCUGCUAUGAAGAUUUGGUCUGCUGAAGUUUUAGUUCCUCCGUCUAAUGUAUUUGACAAGCCAGCUAUAACUAAAAGGCAUAAACGUCUCAGAGAAGGUGCUUUUAAAGGUGCUGUUGGUGCAUUGGAUGACACUCUAAUUAGUGCGAGCAUUCCAGUCGAGAAGCAAAUACCGUAUAGAGGAAGGGGAAGAGGAGAAUGUACCCAAAACGUGCUUGCGAUAUGUGAUUGGGAUAUGUACUUUUUGUAUGUAGUGGUUGGAUGGGAAGGCACUGCUCAUGACUCGAGAGUGUUGACCGAGGCAGUGCGUGAUCCAUAUUUCAAGUUUCCUUUACCUCCACCAGACAAAUACUAUCUAUGUGAUGCUGCGUACUCUCAUACACAAGGGUUUAUGUGUCCGUAUCGCAACAUAAGGUAUUGGAUAGGUGAUUACCGAAGAGUUCCUCCAACGGCAAAAGAGGAGAAGUUUAAUCAAGCCCAUGCUCGAUUGAGGAAUGUGAUUGAGAGAGCAUUCGGGGUAUUGAAAGUGGAAGUCGAAGUGGAAGCGGAAACGGAAGAAAAUGCACCUCGUCUAUUUGGACGACAAGAACAGAUAUAUAUGAACAACUUACGUGAUGAGAUAGCUAGUCUCCUUUAGAUUUUGUUUCUUCUUUUAUGUUUGUAGGACUUUAAUCUUUAGAUUUUAUUGUUUUAUGAUGUUUAAUAUGUUUAAUUCCAUCAAAAAAGGGAAGUUGUUUAGA